GGAAAGCCUGAAUUUAUCAGAAGUCUGAAUGUGCGAAUAUAAAACCAACUUUACCGAAGUGUAUUAAUUGACUCGUAUGUAAAAAUUAUCUGAUUAUUGAUAAAACGAUAGCUUAAUCUCUUUGUUUGAUGACAAAAGCUCCAAUUUUCACCUCAUUUAUUAGAUCUCUUGUACCUUGUCUUUAGAAUAUAUCACUUGUAAACUUUAACUUAAAAAGCAAUUUCAUUACUGCAACAGACUGUGAUCAACACUUUAAAAGAUACACCUCACUUUAUUUAAUUAAUUUUGUUAUAGUCUGUGGGAAAUAAAGUAGGCUAAAUAAAUAAAAACCAAUGACCAAAGGUAUAUGAUAGAUUUUAUGUUGGUCUCAGCAUUGAAAGUAUGUGGACUGAGGCUCCUUUUUCCUCUGUCAAAGCUGUAUCCUAUGUUUUAACAUAUGGUUUUCUAUGUACCAGAACCAUUUCCAUAUAAGGUUCUACUAGGAGUGAAUGUGAGACAGGGAAUGGUCUCUGCUUUCUGUAUUACCAGAAUAGGAGAAGGUCCUUGGGAUUUUAAGGGACCUCAUGGGUACCUGACCAGUAGAUGACCAUAUUUAGGCUUGUUUUUCCAUAUGUAUCACAUUCCUAUACCAUAAGCUAUAUGAUAUGAUGUAUUCUCUUUCUCAUUGGCUGAAACUAUACUACACCCCUUGUACUCUUUCUAUAUAUUCUCUCUUUUCUUAUCAAUAAAAUGAGACUAUAUUCUCCCUCAGCGCUGAGUGAUUGCUCAUUCAAUUGCCAAAUAAGAGGUCUGGGAUGAGGCAUGAAUUAGGAGCAAAAACCUAACAGUAUAGAUCUGCUUCUCCCAUUACACAGCAACUGGUGUUCAGUGAAGCUCCUCCAAUAUAUGUUACAACAUGAAUCAUCCAGAACACUGCAGAAUAAAACAUAGAGAUACUGAAAAUCUAAGAGACCUCAUGGAAGACAACAAGGAAAGUGAAGAACUGAGAGGAGUGAAGGAUAAACAUCAUCAUGUCAAAACUGGUGAAAAAUCUUUGAGUCGCUCACAGACUGAAAUUGAUUUAGUAAAAAGGAGAGCCAAAAAGCCCUCAGUGACCUGCCCUCAGUGUGGGAAGAGUUACACAUUAAAAAAAUGCCUUCAGGAUCACAUGAAGAUCCACACUACAGAGAACCUGCACACAUGUGAUCAGUGCGGUAAGAGUUUUAAAAAAAAAACAAGUCUUCAGGAACACAUGAGGAUCCACACUGGAGAGAAGCCGUACACAUGUGAUCAGUGUGGGAAGAGUUUCCCAUACAAAAACUGUCUUAAACUUCACAUGAGAGUUCAUAGUGGAGAGAAGCCGCACACAUGUGAUCAGUGCGGGAAGAGUUUUGCACAAAAAGGAACCCUUAAGGAUCACAUGAGGAUCCACACUGGAGAGAAGCCGUACACAUGCGAUCAGUGCGGGAAGAGUUUUGCACAAAAAAGCUCCCUUGAUGAACACAUGAGGAUCCACACCGGAGUGAAGCCGCACACAUGUGAUCAAUGUGGGAAGAGUUACAGAAAGGCAUGCAGUUUAAAAUUACAUCUGCGUUCUCAUUCUGGAGAAAGGCCGUUUAACUGUGAUCAGUGCGGGAAAACAUUUUUUAGGGGAGAUGCGCUGAAGGACCACAUGAAAGUUCACACACAGGAGAAGCCUUACACGUGUACUUUGUGUGGAAAGAGUUUUAGUCAAUCAGGUACUCUAAAAUUACACCAGAAAAGACACAAUGGUGUGAAGGAUCAUAUGUGCUUUGAUUGUGGGAAGACUUUUGUUAGAGAUGCUGAACUGAAACUGCACCAGAGAAUUCACAGUGAAGAAAAACCUUACAAGUGUUCAAUCUGUGACAAGAGAUUCAGUCGAUCAGAUUAUAUAAAAAUACACGAGAGGAUCCACACCAGAGAGAAGCCUUACAAGUGUUCACACUGUGACAAGAGAUUCAAAUGGUCAGAAUAUCUGAAAAAACAUGAGCGGAUCCACACUGGAGAGAAGCCGUAUCACUGCCCUCCGUGCGGGAUGAGUUUCACUUAUUUAGCUUCUUUACACAAUCAUACAAAAAACAAAUGUCUGAAAUCAUGUAGGAAUUCAUCUUCAGAUCCAGCACAUUAAAUGACACUGUGUCCUCACCAAACAAUAAAAACAAAACUAUAAGCAAUAAAAUCUAUCUCUUCUAUAUAAAUCUGCCCAAACCAACCACAACAAGCGACAGGAAAAUGAAACAUUGAGUUCUUGCUCUUUACUAUAGUUUCAUUUAUCUGUAUCUUUCAUAUUGUAAUGUAGUUUGGGCGAGCACUUUUCCUACUAUUCUUCAAAAAAUGUUUAUCCUUCAGAAACGUUUUGUUAGGAUUGCAACCCGAUCAAAUGCAUACACUUCAUCUGCUUCUUUAUUUCAGAAACUUCAGGUUCUUAACGUUUAUGAUAUUAACAUUUCUCAAAUUUGUGUUUUCAUUUAUAAGAUCAGGUGAAUGUAACAUUCCUGAGCAAUUUAAGAUGUAAUUUAAAGUAAUUUCACAGGUUCGCUCACUAACUAGUCAAUUCCAAUGGUUUGUCCCAUCCAGCAGAAAAAUGUUCUUCUUUAAUAUGUUAUAAAAACAAAAUGUACAAAGAAUCAUUUAUUGCAGCUUUGUAAUUAUGCUUUUUUGUUUCUGGAGUAUGUUAUUUUGGGGUUUUUGUAAUUGUAAUUAACUUGUUGCAUAUACAUUUAUAUAUUUUUAAUUUAGUUUUUUUUUUCUUCUUUAAUUUCACAGUGAAUUUCUUCUUUUUGUUUAUAUGUGGAGGCUUUAAAUAAGCCCUUUCAGGUGUUCUGCCUCUCCCUGCACAGUAUAUGUAUUGUACUUUUUUUAUAUUGUAUAUAUUUUAUAUUUGUGCAAAUAAACUAAUCCAACUAAACCAAAAACAUCAUCUGAAGUUGUUACAGUGAAGACAAGCAGUUUCAAGUGUGAGAUUCAGAUCAACUCAAAGAUGGAGUUU
Messenger RNA from Megalobrama amblycephala (Wuchang bream), 2989 nucleotides. Its product is annotated as gastrula zinc finger protein XlCGF57.1-like. The transcript has 3 exons. The coding region runs from base 896 to 2128 and encodes 410 amino acids. Lineage: Eukaryota; Metazoa; Chordata; Actinopteri; Cypriniformes; Xenocyprididae. The record is from RefSeq and is a predicted model, not a curated record. Gene Ontology annotation, molecular function: RNA polymerase II cis-regulatory region sequence-specific DNA binding; DNA-binding transcription factor activity, RNA polymerase II-specific. Gene Ontology annotation, biological process: central nervous system development; regulation of transcription by RNA polymerase II. Gene Ontology annotation, cellular component: nucleus.